Colletotrichum abscissum is the source of this 831-nucleotide messenger RNA. RefSeq lists its product as uncharacterized. The transcript has 2 exons. The coding region runs from base 1 to 831 and encodes 276 amino acids. NCBI's taxonomy places the organism in Eukaryota, Fungi, Ascomycota, Sordariomycetes, Glomerellales, Glomerellaceae. The record is from RefSeq and is a predicted model, not a curated record. Gene Ontology annotation, cellular component: Ino80 complex. Gene Ontology annotation, biological process: chromatin remodeling.
AUGGCACCUACCGCAUCCGUCAGUCGACGCAAGUCCAAUGGAGGCAAGGGCGGCCUCGUUAUCACCCUGACUGUCGACGCCGAUAAAUUGAAGCGGACCCUUGAUCCCGAUUAUGUAAAGGAAGACUCCCCCGUCAAGAUGGAUGUUGAGGAGACGAAUGGAAACAAGGAGACUCAAGAAGCGCAAGAUUCUCCCGCCACAUCGGCCACCUUGGCAGCUCCUGCCAUCGCAAAUGGCGAGACGGCGUCCGACUCAAAUCCCGGCACGCCCGCUGGCGAUGGAACUCCAGCACCUACAUCCAUGGGUCCUCCUACCGAGGGAGUCAAGAAGAAGGGUACCAAGCGUGGUGCUGGUGCUGCCAAUGGUCUCGGCCCUGAUGGACAGCCCAAGGUCCGCGGCAAGCCUGGCCCCAAGAAGAAGGCGAGACUUGAGGAUGGAACCAUCGAUCCGAAUGCCCGUGGUGGCGCUGCUGGACAUAAGCUGGGUCCCAAGGCCAACCAAGGUGCCAUCAACGCCGGCCUUCGAGCUCUCGACCGAAGCGGCAAACCCUGCCGCAAAUGGGCGAGGGGUGGUUUCGUCCUCAAGAGCUUCACAGGUAUCGUCUGGGAGGUUCCUCGAUGGACCGCGCCGCCCAAGUUCGUGCCCGAGCCCACCACUGAGGACUCUGCCGCCGCCUCAGCCGACAGCAGCACCAAGGAGAACAAGGAGAAUGAUCAGAUUAAAAGCGACGCCAAUAGUGCCGUCAACAGCGGCGCCGACGUCGAGAUGCGGAGCGCGCCCGGCAGCGUUCCUGCUAGCUCUCCGGCCCCAAUGGCCAUCUCUGCCGCGUAG